AUGGAGGCGGUGACUAGAGAACAGCAAACAGCCGAACUAAUAAAACAGGACAUUGUAAAGCCGGCAUCAGCCUCAUCGGUUCUGCUGGUUCAUCUCGGUGCAGUCGGUGCUUUAGCGAGCGGUGCUGCGUUGUGCGGCGGCAGUGGAGCUUGCGCUUGUGGCGCUUUACUCCACGCCCUUCACCCGCUACAACUUUGGACGGUUUGCGGCCUACAUGCUGACAGAGCUGCUGCUAUUGCAGCACCUCUACACUAUGCUGCCAUAGUAUCUGCUAAAAAAGUAGUGAUCUGUGUUGCCAGCGGCUGGAUAGCUCUUGGCGCGCUGCUAACACCACUUGCUGCAGCUCAUCCUCCAUUGACCUACAGCAUUGGACUCGGCGGUUGCGCCCCUGACUGCAGUGCUGGGGCCACGGCUCUAGGAUUUUGCUUAACAUACGCAUUGUUGACGUUAUUGCUACCCACAACACUUGUUUUACUUUGCAGUUUAAAGAUUCUACGUAUAGCUCGUUAUCACAGACAUAGGAUUGCAGCCGCAAUAUAUGAAGUUACCCUGUCUGCCCAAGUAACGGUAACACAUCAGCGAAAUCCUUUCACUGCACCACCUCCACCGCGAAGGCGAGCAUUAUCAGCUGUUCUUCAACCUAUCGGAUCAUUAGCUAUCUUGUAUUUCCCUUACUACUGUGUCUUAAUAUGGCCAGCAAUAGCUGUUCCCCCACAGUCUUUAUCUGCACUAUCAGUUGCCCUUCUAGCUGCAGCCCCGCCAGUUAACGGUAUUUUAUACGGGAUUCGCAGCAGAGCUUUUAAAGAAUCGUUAAGAAAUUACCGUCGGAAGAAAAUGACUAAGAGUGAAGUCACACAAGAGAUUCAAGCUAGAACACCAAGCGCCUGUGGAUCGAGAAGACCUUCUUUAUCAGCCGGUUCAGGUUGUAUCAGACCUCCCACUACCAGAAGAUUAUCGGACGCUGCCGCUAUGGGUUCCCGAGGAGCAGAACGGCCUGCCCAGCGCGCAGCAUCAUGCAAUAUGUUACAAGAUUCACAAGAAGAUGAAAUACCGAAACCAAGGACUUCGGCCAUACCGUUAAUACGAGCUCCUCCUCACGUUGUGUUAGGCAGAGCUCUUGGUUUGGAGGAAGGUGUUCAUAGGGAACGAAGACGGCGCCAGUCUCCUCGGAUAACCGUAACCCGCGCUAUGUCUGACGAAUGUGAGUCACCAUCACGCCGACCCCUCUGCAGACAACACUCUCGGUCCAGCGGCGCUCUUCUAGGAACCAUGUCUUGUUCUACAGCUCUCUCGGAAAACGUCAUCAUUGACAAUCACGAUGAGCAACUCCUGCUCAAUUGGUCUCAUCGCUCUCAUGCUAAUAAUAAUGUCAUUUUAUAA
Molecule: messenger RNA, 1380 nt
Organism: Danaus chrysippus (African queen)
Lineage: Eukaryota; Metazoa; Arthropoda; Insecta; Lepidoptera; Nymphalidae
Source: the annotation of a GenBank genome assembly